AAAUUUAGGCUGUUACAGUUUAUUCAAUAAUCCAUUAUUAAGCAACCAUGGCUUAGCAUGCUGCAUAAACUUAAAAUGGUGUUAGUACAUAUAUAGCUUUAUUGUCAUACGAAUUACAAGUAUUUUAUACACACAUUAUUCCUUAUAUCUCUGAGUUGCAUUGUUAAUAUUUUGAGUAUAGGUACACUAUUUAUUAAAUAAAUAGCAUAUUCACACAACUCUAAAAACUCUUUGCAGUUUUGCCUAUUCAGUAAAAACCGGAACUUAUCACAAAUUGCUUUUCAGCAUAAACAGUUUAAUAUUUUCCUUGUCAAGGUGUCUUAAAACCAUAUUAUAUGUUUUUAAACGUUUGGAAACCUUUUUUAAAAUUAAAUUUCAAAGAAUAACAUUUUACAUGUACCAGAAUUAUUUUAUAAAUUAAAAAAGUAACUGGAUAAUGAAUCUAAAAUAAUCAAGUUUGAUUGCAUGGGUAUAUGUUUUUGUUUCUGCUGCCAUUUUUCCAAUCAUCCUAGAAUGACAUCCUUAUACCUGAAGAGAUUACUGGAUCAGGCCAGAAGGAAAGAAGUGAACUACAUAACUCGGUAUAUUGCCAGCUUAACGGUGCAGCCAGAGAAAAACACAGCAAUAACUCAGACUUGGCUAAAAGCAGUACAUGCCAAGAAAGACUCUUGCAGUCGAGCAUUCUGUAUAAAAGUCAUUGAAGAGAAAAGAAAGAAAAAAAGACAGUCCAAUGCCAGAGAAACAAUUGAAAGCGUUGGGAGGAGAAUCCCAUACAACAUUAUACGACUAAUUGAUGAGAACGGCACAGACAAGGGGGAAAUGCAUAGGGGAAAUGUACUUCGUAUCAUGGAUGAAAGAGGGAUGAAUCUUAUCCUGCUGUCGGACAAAACAGAUCCGCCCAAGUACCAACUAAUGACAGGAAAACAGAUUUAUGAAGAACGUCUCAAAACUAGAGAUGAGAAAGCUAGCUCCAAAACAGGGUCUGUUCAAGAGAAAAGGAUUAAAAUGUCCACAGUUACUGAGCAGCACGAUUUCAGUACAAAAAUAAAACAAAUUCAAGAAUGGAUCGACAAGAAGUACCAUGUGAAAAUUGUGCUGUAUCAAAAACCUAUUUCUGAUGGACCAGAAAAGAUGCUGAGACUAUCCAUUGAAGACAAAUGGUAGAUGACUGAGGAUGAAUGAAGAAAAGCACUUCGUUCUCUUGGUAUGUGGUAGAGAUGUCAAUCACUAAAAUGCAAUUUGAAUAUGCAGUUCAAUAUGAAUAAUCAAAUCUGCCUGAACCAAAAUAGUAUGCACACAUGAGCAAACUCCACUGAAUCUCUGAAUCAAUUCAAAGGUACCUAAUACAAUUUGACAAUUCAGUAAAUUACUUUUAAUCAAAUCUUUGCACAGCUCUAAAAUUACCUAUUUAUGAAAUGAACUGCUAUAGCAUGAGGAGGUGGACAGCAAUUCAAAUUUAGGAACAAAUCCAACCAUUCACAGAGCAUCUGAACAGGAAUAUAGCUGCUAUGUAUAAAGUAAAUACAAAUACAUAAAUACAUGUUACUUGCAAAUCAGACACAUUUCCAAAUACAAAUCCCUAAAAACGGGUCUGAUUAUAUCACAUGCUGUUGGUGGACUUCUCAAACAUAUCUAGCUAGUUACAGCUGGAAACCAGCACAGCGGAUCCAGUUAACCUUCAGUCUGAUCCUAUAAGCAUUCCUUAUACUUGCAUGUGUGUUGUAAAUAUAUAUUCAUCGCUCGUUACCUGUGAGAAGAAUCUAGCUGUAAACCAACAGUUGGCAUACUCUAUUUACAGAAAAUAUUUAAUUCAUAAAAGUGGAAAUAAAUUAACAGAAAAAAAUAUUCAGUGGACUUCCAACAUGAAUUAACUUUUUAAAAUAACUCUUAAUUCAUGUAUUUAUAAAUGUAUAUGCUCCCUCAAUUACCAAAGUAACUCUACAGCAACUCUA
Python bivittatus (Burmese python) is the source of this 1952-nucleotide messenger RNA. RefSeq names its product mitochondrial translational initiation factor 3 (gene MTIF3). NCBI's taxonomy places the organism in Eukaryota, Metazoa, Chordata, Lepidosauria, Squamata, Pythonidae. Gene Ontology annotation, molecular function: ribosome binding; translation initiation factor activity. The record is from RefSeq and is a predicted model, not a curated record. Gene Ontology annotation, cellular component: mitochondrion. Gene Ontology annotation, biological process: ribosome disassembly; mitochondrial translational initiation.